This is a messenger RNA of Oncorhynchus masou masou (cherry salmon), 2973 nucleotides long. Its product is annotated as vitamin D 25-hydroxylase-like. The record is from RefSeq and is a predicted model, not a curated record. The transcript is spliced from 5 exons. Gene Ontology annotation, cellular component: intracellular membrane-bounded organelle; cytoplasm. Gene Ontology annotation, biological process: xenobiotic metabolic process. Gene Ontology annotation, molecular function: heme binding; iron ion binding; oxidoreductase activity, acting on paired donors, with incorporation or reduction of molecular oxygen, reduced flavin or flavoprotein as one donor, and incorporation of one atom of oxygen. Bases 136 to 1662 code for a protein of 508 amino acids. Lineage: Eukaryota; Metazoa; Chordata; Actinopteri; Salmoniformes; Salmonidae.
CCAGCCAAACCUUUGUAGAGGGAGAAGUAUCCUAUUGGGUAGAGGCAGGGUAUAGAAACAUGUGCAAGAUGAUAUAGCCUACAUAACUAUUUCACAGAGGAGAGCUUAGUACAGACAGCAAAGUUAGAGAGAAAAAUGGUAUUAAUUCAGUUAUCAUCCCUAGUUUCAGAAGUGUCGCAUGGACAGGCUUUCUUAGGUCUGUGUAGUUUACUUAUUUCCCUUAUUGUUCUUUUGCUGAUCCGGCAGCUUGUGAAGCAGAGGAGACCACGAGGAUUCCCUCCUGGACCGUCACCUAUCCCUGUUAUAGGGAACAUUAUGUCUUUAGCAACAGAACCGCACGUCUUUAUGAAGAAACAGAGUGAAAUCCAUGGGCAGAUUUUCAGUCUUGAUUUGGGAGGCUACUCAGCAGUGGUUCUGAAUGGAUAUGAUGCCAUCAGAGAAUGCCUGUACCACCAGGGUGAUGUCUUUUCUGACCGGCCAUCGCUGCCUUUAUUUAUGAAAAUGACAAAAAUGGGAGGACUUCUGAAUGCUAAAUUUGGCAACGGAUGGAUUGAACAUCGUCAACUGGCCAGCAACUCCUUUCGUUACUUUGGCAGUUUUCAAAAGCCCCUCUACCAGAAGAUCCUGGAAGAGUGCAUGUUUUUUGUGGAUGCCAUCGACGAACACAAAGGGAAACCCUUUAACCCAAAGCACCUUGUGACCAAUGCUGUGUCCAACAUCACCAACCUCAUCAUCUUCGGUGAGCGUUUCACGUACGACAACUGUGACUUCCAGCACAUGAUUGAGAUCUUCAGUGAGAAUGUGGAGCUGGCCGUCAGUGGCUGGGCCUUCCUUUACAACGCCUUCCCAUGGAUCGAGUACCUCCCCUUUGGAAAGCACCAGAAGCUGUUCCGCAACGCAGCCAAGGUCUAUAACUUCCUGGAGCAGAUCAUCAGGCGCUUCUCGGAGGGCAGAGUGUGCAACUUCCCGCGCCACUACAUCGAUGACUACCUGAACAAGUUGGACAAGAGUGCUGGCGACUUGGGCACCCCGUAUUCCAGGGAGAACCUAAUCUACUCUGUGGGCGAGCUCAUCAUCGCAGGCACGGAGACCACCACCAACACCCUACGCUGGGCUAUGCUCUACAUGGCCCUCUACCCCAACAUUCAAGAGAAGGUGCAUAAGGAGCUGGACAGUGUGCUGGGAAGUGAGAAGUCCCCCUCGCUGGCGGACAAAAAGAGGAUGCCCUAUGUGGAAGCGGUGCUACAUGAGGUCCUGCGCUUCUGUAACAUCGUGCCCCUGGGUAUCUUCCGCGCCACCACUCAGGACACACUGGUGAGCGGCUACAACAUCCCCAAAGGCACCAUGGUCAUCACCAACCUGUACUCUGUGCACUUUGAUGAGAAGUACUGGUGCGACCCUGGAACCUUCUCACCACAUCGCUUCCUGGACAGCAAUGGAAACUUUGUCCGACGGGAAGCUUUCCUACCCUUCUCUCUGGGGAAGCGUCACUGUUUGGGCGAGCAUCUGGCCAGGAUGGAGAUGUUCCUGUUCUUCACCACCAUGCUGCAGCGCUUCCACCUGCAGUUCCCGCCCGGCACAGUGCCAAGCCUCACCCCCAAACUGGGCAUGACACUGCAGCCGCUGCCUUACUCCAUCUGCGCCGUCCGCAGGCAGCAGUGACAGAUUCUCAGAAGGCACAGCCCGAAGGGGUGGGGGGGGGUUUAGUCAGAACUAAACAGGGGUCUAGAGCUUGGACUCCUACCCUGUGUAUUACACAGAACUGCUAGAAUUCUAAACAUCAGCCGAUGGUUGUUUCUGAGAAAUUGCAUGUUUGCACAGCACCAUUUGCAAAGUAAAAUAUCAGGUGGAACUUCUCAGUAAGUUUAAUCGAAGAUAAGAAGUGUGAAUAUUUAAACAAUACAUGCAGACAUAUACUAUGAAUUAACCUUGAAUUAGAAUUUACUUUUUAUCUGUGUCCUUAUCAAAUGUCUCAUCUUCCCUGCGGGAUUACAUCAAUGAUUGACAGGAUGGGCCUCUAUGAUGGUUCACAGCCCUGUCUUCUCUCUCACAGCCUGCCUAGAUGAGAAAUGGGAACAUUACCCACUGGGCACACACUGGUUGAAUCAUAGUUGUUUCCAUGUCAUUUCAAUGAAAUUACAUUGAAUCUAUGUGGAAUAGACGUUGAAUUGAUGUCUGUUCCCAGUGGGUAGUUUCAGCUGUUUCUACAGCAGUGAAAAUAAGUAGACUAGCAGCCAGCUUUUCCUAGAAGGCUCUGGACAUGGUGUUUAGUCUGGAUCAGUGCCAUAUCAAGCAGUCUGAACUAACAAUGAACCCGAUCUCUAGGGAUUCUUCCAUGGAAAAGCCUUCCCUCAGAAAGCUACUGCAAUAUCUGUAGAAAAUGUCUUUGUGAUGCUGUCCUUUGUGAUUUAAGUAAAUUUUACUUUUGUCUAUUAUGGUCAUACUUUGUAAUAAGAACAAUGCCGUUUUGGUACUCCACUUACCUUUUUUACAAUGUUUAUGGUGUGCCUUUCCUAAGAGAAAUUCAAGUUACAUAUGUUUUAUGCCGCUUGUUAUUUUUCUUCAACAUGCUGACAGUAUAUCUCUCAAUAAGUUAUAGGAAACAUUUCUGGAGAGAAAACAUAGACCUAUCUAAACUACAGUACAGGACUAGUCAGACAUGGACUUUUGCAGUAAGCCGGCAGAAUGUGUCCAGACUGGGUCGUCCAGGGAUACACAGACACUAUAAAUAAUCUUCAUGUGGUUGGAGCUGAGCCUGGGGGGGGGGGGUCACCCAUUUCCUUAAGUGACCUCUCACUUCUACUCAACAGACCAAAGGGCUAGAAAAAAAACUCCAAUGCAAUGCUGUGCUGUGCAUAUAUCAGACUUACUGGGUAAUAUUUCAUAUUGAUGUAAUGUCUCUGGCUAUUUUUGGCACCCAGCAUACCUCUAACUGCACUUCUCAGAAAGUUAUGCUGAGGUAGACAGACUGCC